This is a messenger RNA of Hordeum vulgare subsp. vulgare (domesticated barley), 1150 nucleotides long. RefSeq names its product cytochrome c-type biogenesis protein CcmE homolog, mitochondrial. The coding region runs from base 145 to 915 and encodes 256 amino acids. The transcript has a single exon. Gene Ontology annotation, molecular function: heme binding. Gene Ontology annotation, biological process: cytochrome complex assembly; protein-heme linkage. Gene Ontology annotation, cellular component: plasma membrane. Lineage: Eukaryota; Viridiplantae; Streptophyta; Magnoliopsida; Poales; Poaceae. The record is from RefSeq and is a predicted model, not a curated record.
CGUGCGCAGCAAGAAGAUCAGCGGCCGACCACCCAUCCGGAGCCAAAGGCGAGCGCAGCGCACCGCGCACACACGCCCCUCCUCUCCCCAUUCCCUCGGCCCCGCACCUUCCAGAUCCCCCCCACCCCACCCCUUGCCGCCUCCAUGGCCUUCUCGCGCCUUCUCCCCUCCCGCCGCCUCCUCUCCGCCCUCCUCCACACCCCGACCCCGAUCCCCGCCGCGCGCGCCACCACCUCUCCGGCCGCCCACGCCCUCCAGCCCGCGCGCUUCUUCUCCGCGACGAGGCGGGCCGGGCCGGGCGCCCCGCGGCAGCGCGCCGCGGACAUCGGCGCGCGGGCGCGGCAGCUGCAGAGCCGGCGCCUCUGGACCUACGCGCUCACCUUCGGCUGCGCGGCCGGGUUCGUGGUCACCGUGCUUGCCACGUUCCAGGACCAGCUCGUCUUCUACCUCACCCCCACCGACGCGCUCGCGCGCUUCGCCACCGACCCCUCCAAGACCCGCUGCCGCCUCGGCGGGCUCGUCCUCGAGGGCUCCGUCGCCCACCCCUCCUCCUCCUCCUCCGAGAUCGAGUUCGUCGUCACCGACCUCGUCACCGACGUCCUCGUCCGCUACGAGGGCGCCCUCCCCGACCUCUUCCGCGAGGGCCACUCCGUCGUCGUCGAGGGCUUCCUCAAGCCGCUCACCGACGACCUCCGCCGCGACUGGGCGGGGAGGAAGGUCUCCGAUAAGGCGCUGGAGGGCCAGUGCUUCUUGCGCGGCACGGAGGUGCUCGCCAAGCACGACGAGAAGUACAUGCCCAAGGAGGUCGGCGAGGCGAUCGAGCGCAACAAGAAGCAGAUCGAGGCGGAUGCGGCUGCCGCCGCUGCCGAGGAGAACGCGGCGGUUGCGGUGGAUGGAGCCAAAGCAAACUCGUAAGAUUUGCUUUUUUGCUCUACGAUUUAGAUCUGAGUGCGUGGGAUUGAGGCAUAGAUAGAUUUGAUUGACCGAAUGAGAUGAGUUGGGGACUCUCUACAGCAUGAUUCAAUUGAAGCUGUUGUAAUUGGAGUGGUAAUUUUGAGCCCUGAAAUAGGGGAUUUUGGCCGGGGCAAUAAUGAAAACUGAUUGUAUGAUAAUCCAUUCAACACGAUUAUACUUAUUCUUUGGGUAGCAA